Molecule: messenger RNA, 13715 nt
Organism: Procambarus clarkii (red swamp crayfish)
Lineage: Eukaryota; Metazoa; Arthropoda; Malacostraca; Decapoda; Cambaridae
Product: proprotein convertase subtilisin/kexin type 7
Biological process (GO): protein processing
Cellular component (GO): Golgi membrane; trans-Golgi network
Molecular function (GO): serine-type endopeptidase activity
Source: RefSeq, a predicted model, not a curated record
GGGUAGUUUAGCGUCAAGAGGCGUCAAGAGCAGACGUGUUCGACCCCUACUGAACUAGUGGGCACACCUGCACCACCAUGGCUCCUCACACACCUGCUGACAUUAAAAUCUGAUGAUGGAGACAUCCACAGCAUGGCAAGAACACAGAGAAAAACAUCUCACUAUGUACAUUGGCAUUCACCAUCCUUUUUGCCAGUUGAAACCGCCUUGGUGCACGUUACUUUGUGCCCUCAUGAUCAAUUUCACAACCUUGGUAUCUGCCAAGAACAGAGUGGACCCUUCGGAACUCCAUCAUCGAGGAGAUCUACACUUCUUCCGGGAAUCUCGCGUGCACUCUCUUGCUUGGGUGGUAGAAAUCCGUGAAGAAUGUCAUGUCAGAGAUGUGAUUGACAAUUUUAGGAAAAUAAUUCUUCAAUUGAAAAACGAUAGCAGUAAUGAAAUUUAUGCAAAAUUUAGAUACAAUCAAUCCCAGAAUUUUUUAAGUAGUUUAAAUAAAGACAGUGACCAAGAAUGUAGUGAAAAAAUUUACCCCCUUCAACAAAACAGUUGUUUUUGUGAUAUACCAUUGCAACUCAUUCUCGUAAGAAAAUUGACUUUCUUCAAAAAUAUGUAUAUUAUUGCUCAUCCUUAUUUCCGUUUUUACUCGCAAAGCAAAAGAAAAUGGAAGGUUAGACAAAACAGAAGAGUACAAAGUGUGAUCACCAGCAAUAGAUCUGCUUUGUUUGGUGAUUACAGGAAACCCGUCACGAAUAGUGAAGUUGAUUUCCUCAAAACUGAGGCAUGUAUGGAGCACUAUUUUAGUAACCAUCCCUGUAUUAAAUAUGCUAAACAAGAAGUUCUUAGACCGCGGCAGAAGAGAAGCAAAGUAGAAUUUCUUGAUCCUUUAUAUGAAGAGCAGUGGCAUUUGAAAAAUGGAGUGGCGGGCCAGUAUGAUAUCAAUGUGGUAAGUGCGUGGGAGAGUGGUAUUACUGGCCGAGGUGUCACUGUGUGUGUCAUUGAUGAUGGCUUGGAGUGGCAACACCCAGAUCUACGCGACAACUAUAAUCCUGCCGGCUCGUAUGACCUCAAUUCUGAUGAUCCUGACCCCUCUCCGGUAAAAAAUGGAGAACGAAAUGAACAUGGUACAAGAUGUGCUGGAGAGAUUGCUGCUGUUGCAAAUAGUGUUUGUGGUGUUGGUGUUGCAUACCGAGCAAAUAUCUCUGGAAUUCGAGUGCUUGGAGGACGCAUGACGGAUACCAUGGAAGCUGCUGCAUUUAUUCAAGGGCUAGAAGUUAAUGAUGUAUAUUCCUGUAGCUGGGGCCCUGACGAUGAUGGGAAGACAGUAGACGGUCCUCAUCACUUGGCCUCGCGUGCACUGGUGCACGGUAUCACUUACGGCAGGAAGGGUUACGGGGCCAUUUAUGUUGUUGCCUCGGGUAAUGGUGGAAGGAACAAGGAUAAUUGUAAUUUUGAUGGUUAUGCCAACUCAGUCUACACGGUUACAAUAGGGGCUGUAGACUUCAAGGGUCGAAUGCCAUACUAUGCAGAGGAAUGUGCAGCAAUGUUGGCAGUGACACCAAGCUCUGGGAGUAAUGGUCGUGACAUUGUAACAACUGACUGGAGUGAGAUCAGCCCAUCUGGGUGCACCAAACACCACUCCGGCACUUCUGCCGCUGCUCCUUUAGCUGCUGCCGUAAUUGCUCUGGCUUUUGAGGUUCAGCCUUGUCUGUCUUGGAGGGAUGUUCAGUAUCUCAUUGCGCUCACCUCCAGAAAGAUUGACACCACAAACUCAGAUUGGGCUAAGAAUGGUGCUGGGCUCCACCACUCUCAUCAACAUGGUUUUGGUCUUAUUGAUGCUGCAGCAAUGGUUUCCGCAGCAACUAUCUGGGAAUCGGUGCCUUUCUCAACCACUUAUACUUCAGAGAAAAUGGUAGUCCAGCUUCCUAUGCCGUCAGAGAGACUCGGGGAAGUUAUGGUCAAGCACACGGUUGAUGAACAAGCGCUGGAAGGAUACGCUCUCAACAUUUUAGAAUUUGUACAAGUACGAGUAACUGUAGAACAUGAUUAUCGAGGCAGCCUAAAUAUCGUCCUGGUGUGCCCCAGUGGUACUAGGUCAACACUUGCUGCUCCCAGGGAGGCUGACAAUUCUACCAAGGGCCUUGUGGACUGGCCACUUGGUACUGUGCGGUGUUGGGGGGAGAAUCCCGUUGGUACCUACCAGGUAACUGUUAUGCAGACUCGUCACCAGCACCUAAAUGGUCGACUGGUGUCUUGGCAGCUAGUUCUUCAUGGCACUUCCAUGACACCAUCUCAGCUACAGGAGAGAAAAAGAUUGGUAGAGAAGGCCGUGCGAGGUGAAGUGGUUCAUGUGAAUCGCAGCACGUUGUGUCAUCCACCAGAGCUGAGAUUUGAGCCUUUUGAACCUCUGCCAGAACGCUGGCUCAAGGUGCUUGUCAUUACUGGGUUCUUUUUGAUGUUUAUGGCAAUAUUCAAUUCCCUUGAGUAUAUCUUUUGCUAUAAUGAUGAGAAGGAGAAGUUCUACAAGAAACUUCAAGAUGUCUCGGCCGGCCGGGCCAUGCAUCAGAGAAACGUCUUGGCACGACGCAACACUAAUGCGGAUCAUCAUUAUGGAAGCAUUGACGAUGGAAGCCAUUCUCAGGACGCAGUGGAAACACACUUGCCCACAGCAAACCCAAAUGAAAUUGUUCCUCUGAUGGUGAUAGAGAGAGAGACUUCACCAUCACCCUCUUGUGAUGCCGAUAUAUCUAGUCUGGAUUGUGAUAGUGAUGAGGGUAAUCUAUCUUCACAUUGUACAAGUGAUACAGUUAUACCAAAGGACACCGAUGUUACCGACUUCACCAAUGAUGAAUUUUUGUCGGAAGUUGAUGAAGAUCGGAGAAUUCUGCAAAAGGCAGAGUUAAUGGAUUAAUUUUGUAAGUAUUUUUCUACUGCUCAUAUCUUGUACUGUAGAUAAACAAAAAAAGAAAUAUUUAAUAAGCUUUUACAUAUGGGUUUUUAAGGCAUUAUUAAGAGAUGGUUUUUGUAAUAUGCUUCAUGAUGGUGGUUUAAUAUCCGUGAUACCAUGCAAAAAUAAGGUUCAGAUAUUUAUGGUUAUGGUACAUAGUAUUGGAUAAUUUGCUAUAUACAAAAAUUGGUUAUCAUUCAAAUAUGAAUUAUGAAUAUGGCAAUAGUUUGACUUCUCUGAUACAAGGUAUUGUAGUACAGUACUUGGAAAGAUUUUUGUAACUUUGCUGACCUUACAGUGUUGCCUAACAUUCCAUAGUUUAAACUAUAGACAUCCAUUAUUCGUAAAAAUAACGUACAGGUAUAUGCGAGCAGUACACUGCCUCCUCUAUCCCAUCUCGGGCAGUUAAUUGUCAUAAGCACUUGUGUUUUACUUCAUUUUUAUUGAUAUAUCUCUACCCAUUUCUGAGCUAUUCUAUUCCAUUUGUUUCCGCCUCCGUUGGGAAUCGAACUCGAAACCUUAGGACUACGAAUCCCAAGCGCUGUCCACUCAGCCGUCAGGCCCCUCUGGUAGAGUAGAGUGUCAUUCUGCACCAGUGCAACACAGAUCUUUUCAAUUCUAACUCAGUCAACCCUAGAGUGACUAGAAAGUUAACUUGUACCAUAAUUCGAGCCUUUCAAAAGCCAUACUUAACAUCACACAUAAUGCUUUCACAAAUCACAAAUCACCAGCUGCUCACCAGGGCUACUACUCAUCAAGCAUUUAUGCAACCACUGGUGUAACCUUGUCAUCUUUCCUCAAUCACAAUCAAAGGUUAUUUUUGUCAUAAACAACCUCGUAGUGCUUCGGAGCUCAUGAACUGCUAAGUAAAUGUAAACAAAGCUGCCAAGAUUGAGGAAAGAUGCACAGGUUUUGUAAGUGGAUAUGUAAAUGCUUGAUGAAUGCUGGCACUGGCUGCUACCCAUGACUGCCACCAUAUUGCAUGACCCGCACCAAGGCCAGGUACCCCUGCUUCAAGCCCCAUUAUGUUUUUCCUGGCGUGUUCCCAUGAUGGUUGGGCACACUUGAGGCUAAAUUUGGCCAAAUGCCUUGUUUUUGUUCUUAAGUGUCUUGGUUUCACUGUACAUUGGGCUCAUGCUGUGUACUUAAAAAGGCAGCACAUUUUAUUAGAAUGCAUCUCGUGUAUGAGAGGAUUUGUGUCAUGACGUAAAUGGCUGGUGAUUCAGACUGUUUUGUUGUGGUCAUCAGCAAUGUGUUGUUCCUCUCGGAGUUCAGACUGCAUCUACUUUUCGUAGAUGCUUUGCUCCUAGACUGGAUGGUUUGUGCUAAGCAGUUUAUUAAGCAGCUAAGGAGGUAUACAGUACUUGGUUGGUUUCAUAUGUGGGAAAGUUGUUUGUUUAACACACAAGGCUAACUUUGUCCAAGUUUUGUGUGACUAUACUGUAUUCAUUUUUGUAGUUUGUUUUGGUUAUAGGCAACCCUCACCUUUCCUCGUUCCAAGGUUUGGUUAAGAGGCCAAGGUCGACGACCGGGCCGCGGGGACGCUAAGCCCCGGAAGCACCUCAAGGUAAGGUCAGCCAGUAACUCUGGCCUCUGCUCCCAGACCUCUUCCUUGCCUGCUGUGGCUGAGCUUGAGCAUCUGGUACCCCUGUUAGUGGAAACCAGUCGUUUGCCAUUCCAUAUUGUUCAUAAUCCUUGAUUUGGUAGAAGCAGGUCUGCUGCCAUAUGCAGUAUUUUGCUAAGAUGGCUGCACUUUCGGCCUUCAGCCUUUUCCCUGUUGGAUUCAGGUUUAGUAGCAGCCAGGUAGUCAACAGGUAGGACUUGGAAGCUUUUUCUGGUGCUCCUUGUAUUACCGGUGGGGGUUAGCAAGGAUUUGAGUGCUUAUUAGUAAACUUUCUUUAGUCUGGGCUGGACUGGGCUUUUUUUCGGAGUCUUCAUAGCACAUUAUGACUAAACAGGUACCUAUGUUUGAAUAAAUCCUUCUUGUGCGGGUGCAGAAUAUUGCCCUACUCUAUCACGUUCCUGUCCAUUGGAACCUUGGGUGAUCUUGCAUAGAGAUCAUGCGAGUCUUUUUCUCUGAGAGGAGGAUUUCCUAUUUAUUUAUUUGCCCAUUUUUGAAUAUAUUUAUUUGCCCAUUUAAGUACCUUAUUUGCACAAAUAUAAGUCACUCCAAUUGUAAGCUUGGCCAUUACUUCUAAGCCUCAUCCGUUCAGUCGUUACUUUAACAGCCUAAGUUCAGUCGUUACUUUAAAACUGUACAUCAAAAUUAUCCUCACGUUCUAAAUUACUAUUAGCUCAAUACCUGUUGUAUAUGCCAGUAUAAAAGAUGGCUAUGCAGUCUAAUGAAUAGCCCUUAAAAAUUACACGAUGCCAACUUUCUGGAAAGGAUAUGCAUUUCUUUAGAAGCAUGGUAAGGGGCAACAUUUUCAUUAUAUGUAAGCAUCCAGGGCUUGCAUAGAAAAGUGAAGAUCCUGGGGCAUGGGCAUAUGGGGACUGUUUGCAGGCAACGAGUCGCAAUACAGUACUCGCCUAGUUGUGCUUGCGGCUCUGCCUGAGCUCUGGCUCUUUGGUCUCGUCUCUACCCACAGUAAUGUGAGUGAAGCAUUGACACGCAACCUGAGGCUUCACUUUUGUUGUCUUGCGAGUGGUAAGAAUGUUCCUCAAUGCUGUUAAGCAAUGAAGUUAUUAUUUGUGAAUUAUCAUUAGGUGGAGAAAAUUAUAAGUCAUGUUAUUGGGGACAGGAAGCCUGUACUGUACUUAGGCUUAUUGACGUCCCCCAACACUAGGCCAACUAUUAACCUAUCUUACAAUACUAACCAACAACAGUUGUUUAAUUCCUAGCUACCUAUUUUAGUACUAGGUAAACAGAGGUAUCUGGUGGAAGGAAUGUGCCAAAUCAUUUGUGUCCUAUCCUGGGAUUGAACCCGGGAUCCUUGAUUGUGAGCCAAGAAUGUAGACCACUACCACACGACCCAUAUCAUGUAAUAGAAUAUCAGGACACUUUGAGUGGCUUAAUAAUUUAUUUAUAUUGAAGAAUUAACCCUUUGGUGGUAAUGAAUGACAGCGAUCGACUGCCAAAAAUAUGCCUUAGAAUGCAAUAAGCGGACUGAGUCCACGUGCCUCAAAAAACAAGUACUUAAUUCAAAUAAUUGGUUACUAUACACUUUACAUUAUACUUUGGUGCUACAUAACCUUCCCGGUUUGGUGCCUUCUUUUGAUAAUUACUUACUUACAUUAUACUUUUUAAUUAUAUACAGUACAGUAAUUUGGACUUUUUACUAUUUUGCAAUGCUUCAUCUUUGCCAUCAAUAUUUCAACUUGUAUUUAAGUAAUUAAUUUUAACCCUUACACUGUGCACCUGUUUCAUGUGACAACUUCAUGUUACAGUUGUUAAUGAAUUAUUAACAUUAACUUAAACAAAUUUCAAACUAGAAAAAGAUGUCAAAAUACUACCAAAUUCAACAAUUUUCAUUUCAAAUCAGUGGAAAAAAAAAAACAUGAAAAACACUAAAAUUUUACUAAAUUCAAACAUUUUUUGCACCACCCAUUGACAAUAGUGCUGUGGUUAAUAAAAAUAAAGACAAAUAUGAAAGAAACAGAAGUAAUUCGUGCAUUGAAAGGCAUACCCUGUUUCUUGGUGCAGUACUUUCCCCGGUACAGGUUUCCCUGGUACAAUACUGUAUAUACAAUACAUGAAUAAUUUACUGUUGUCAUGGACUAAAGUUAAGGUCAGGACUAAAGUAUAACUGCUGGUUGAUCAGCGAGGUAUUGUAGUGGCCUUAAUAACCCUGCAGAGGCUGGUAGGCCCAACCCUAAUCCAAAGUGACAUUAAGAGAGGACAAUUGAGAGAUUUGUAAUGUUAUUUAUGAACAGGUGAUGGCUAUAGUGGGGAGCGGAGGUGGCUAUAGUGCGGGGUGAAGGUGGCUGUAAUGGGGGAAUGGAGUCAGCUAUAGUGAGGAGUGGAGGUGGCUAUAAUGCGGGGUGGAGGUGGCUAUAAUGCGGGAUGGAGGUGGCUAUAGUGCGGGGUGGAGGUGGCUAUAAUGCGGGGUGGAGGUGGCUGUGGUAGAGAAUUGUGCAAGAGCUUGCAUAAAGAUUUUUCAAGAGUUGUGCAUUAUAGUACAUUGUGAAUGCCAGCCCCACUAUAUAAUGUGUGGCAUAUAUUUGUGCAACCAGUACAUGUUAGUACAACUUUAUUGUAUAUUAUUCACUAGUUGAUGAUGAUUUUGUUGCAUCAUUUUGGCUAUAGAAAGUAUCGGUGCAUUUACAUUAAAUCGCAGAAAUGUUGCUAUAAACUGCUUAUUAUAUAUUUAUUUUUUUGUCUUCACAUACUCAUAUGUUUAUUUGCUCAUUGAAAUACUCAUUCAUGCAACUUUAUUAUGUAAUAAAGAUUAGCAGUGACAACGAAACACAAAUAUUUUGUCUGUAAAAAGCCGCAGUACAAGACGACGAUGCGCCUUCUUGCAUGGCCAUUCUCUAGUGUGUCGUCUGGGAGCUGUACACCUGUAUUUUAUUUACUUUGUUCAUGCCUUUAUUUAUUACAUUCAAAUAUGCAUUGAUGCAACUCCCGGAACAUUUAUAAGAAACAGUAUUACUAAAUUAUUUUGGUAGGGAUCUGCUUACACUGGUAAUUAAACUAGGCAGGGUUAAGUGCCUCUCUAUCCUGGGCCAAAACAAAACACUUUCUUGCAGGUUGAGGCUGAAUCCAGGAAUGACAAGUUGUACUGUAAUAUAUACCAAAAUGUCUUAUUCAGUGUUUGUAUAAUAUUUUGCUCUGUUUCAUUCAAACAAAUUGUAAGUACUGUACUGUACAUUUUUUAAUAAAUCCACAAGGGCCGUGACGAGGAUUUGAACCUGCGUCCGGGAGCAUCCCAGACAUUUGUUCAUUUGAUGCAUCACAUUAGUGUGAUCUCUGUGUGUAAUGAUGUCUGUACAUCUUUAUUAAACCUGCACAACAAUGGUUCAAGUAGGCCAGGAAGAGCUGGUCAUGUAGCAUGUGUACAAACAUUCAUAGAUAAGAGAUCUAUAAACGACUGAAAGCACUUGACUACCGUACUCUGUAUCAAGGUUUAACUAUACUCGUAUUGUUAAUUUUACUGUUUAAAGUCAAAGUUACACUGAGAGUGAUGGGUGUUAUAUUUGAGGCUUUGACCAUGUAAUGUGUAACUCAUACUGGUUACCAUUUGGUGUAGAGGCAGGCAUAGCGUAUAUUUGGUGUAUUGGCAGGCAUGGUGUGUAUUUGGUGUAGAGGCAGGCAUGGUGUGUAUUUGGUGUAGAGGCAGGCAUGGUGUGUAUUUGGUGUAGAGGCAGGCAUGGUGUGUAUUUGGUGUAGAGGCAGGCAUGGUGUGUAUUUGGUAUAGAGGCAGGCAUGGUAUGUAUUUGGUGUAGAGGCAGGCAUGGUGUAUAUUUGGUGUAGAGGCAGGCAUAGUGUGUACUUGGUGUAGAGGCAGGCAAAGUGAUUAUUUGUUGGGGUGUGUAUACUUAGUGUUGGUACAGGCAGGAUGUGUAACUGCUGGAGUAUCUAGUAUUUAGGCAGUCAGAAGUGAUAAUGAGAUGUGAUAUAACUAGCUAAUAACCUGACAUUAACUAUAAAUUUAACUUUUAUAGUUUGAUGAUAAGCCUAUACUGCAGUUGAUGCCAAAAUUCUUACCUUUACACUGUGUGUGUGGACUGAAUCACUGUUAUGAUAACUUAUUUGUGCGUUUAAAGUUUUAUUUGGAGUUCUCUGGUAGAUUAAGUUGAUUCUGAUUUGGAGCUUAAUGGGUAAAGGAUAUAAAAUUGGACAGUCCCAUCAGUGCAAAAAGUUAGUUAAUAGCAAUGUUAGUUAAUGUAAACAUAUUCAUAUUACUCUAUUGUGGUGUCUGGGCAUUCACUCAGAAUGUUAAAAUUAUCGUCAGGAUUCUGGUAUGUGCUCACGUCUGUUGUAGAGAUGAUAGAACCCGUAGUAGCAACAGUUGGAAUUUAUGAAAGGUUGGUAAUCAUGAAUCUCUAUUAAACAUGACCUAUUGCUCUCAGGCAGUAACCUAUACAAAAAGAGUAUUAAAUAUUUAAAAUAAUCCCAUAAAACAAUAACAUUUUAAAAUUAUUGUAACUUAAAACAUGACAAUCUUCGCUUCAGAGAUUUGUUCACUAGUUCAGAUAGGGCGAAACUAGCUCGUGUUAGUUUCACAAAUUUUUCAUUGUUUACAUUGUUGGGGGAGUUUUGGUUAUUUUGAGGCUGUAGUCUCGUUUGUAACCAAACUGUGCCCUGAUUUUUUUUCACUUGACACUCUGGGUGCCGUCCCUUGUUGGUGGCCAACAUGAAUAAAUUCACAUAAAAUUUUUCAUACAGCUACUGCUCCCUGGGCCUCUCAGAGGAGGGGCCAGGUUCUGGCUCAGGGUCCAGGUAGGACAAUAAGAACUUUGCGAGUGAUGGCACCUUGUAUUCUGGCACUAUGUUAGUAUAGUAGCUUCAGGGAGCCAUAGGCACUCACCCAGAAAUUGGACUUUCAUUACAUUUAACACUGGUUUUUUAGCACCAUAUUUAUAUAUCUUCUACAGAAGAGAUUGUAUAAUUCAGUGAGAGUUUUGCUUUUACAAUUAUUCAUUGUACAGUGAUAAUGUUCAUGUAAUUUGGUAAGCCUUCAAAAUGUUACCUUUUUUGAAGUAAAUGUAAAAAUUUGUUGCUAAUUAUCUUGAUUAAUUUUUGUUUACUUGCAAUGAAUGUAAACAUGUCUAAUCAAAUGCAUAAUACUGAAAUAAUAUAAUUAGGCAAGAAAGGAUUAAUGACAUUUGAAUGUGUGGAUAUUAAAAAGAUACAAUGAAUUAUGAAAUAUAAAACAACUGUAUAUAUGAUCAGUGAUGUAUAUGAUCAGACAUAUAUGUGGCCUUAGAACCGAGUGAUGCAUGUUCGGUACAGUUUUAUUACCGAAACUGUUUUCUCAUCUUUCCAUAGUGCUCGUGAGAUCAUAACUCCAGUGUCCAUUACAUAAUUAUGAAUCUGACAUUAACUUGUUUUACUAACAAAAAUAUUUAUCUUUACCUAAACUUUGCUCAGCUGCCAAUUUCAGCAACAGUGACUGAUCAGUUGUUUGCAUAUUUAACUUGCCUGAAUUUACCCAAGGCCCACCAUCACCCUAGUGGCCUCGAUGGGGGACAGGAAGCUGGUGGCUUCUCAAUGAUCCCCCAUCUUCCUCCAAAUUGUACCUGAGGAUUCUUUCCAUCGGGACUUUGAACUGGAGCAAUAUCUUAGUAUUUUUUGCUUCAGCAGGUAGGCAGUUUCAUGGGUUCAUAACCCUGUAUGUAUGUGUACACACACACACACACACACACAUACAUUAGUAUAUACAGUACAUCUACCUUUACAUGCACAUAUGCACUUGUUCACAAUGGUGUGAUGAUACGAGAAGAGAUGGAAUAGGGAGUGCGGCAAGGAAGGCAAGUAAGAAAGGAGGGUGGAUAGGCUAGGAGGGUGGAUAAGCUAGGUGGGUGGAUAGGCUAGGAGGGUGGAUAGGCUAGGUGGGUGGAUAGGCUAGGAGGGUGGAUAAGCUAGGUGGGUGGAUAGGCUAGGAGGGUGGAUAGGCUAGGUGGGUGGAUAGGCUAGGAGGGUGGAUAAGCUAGGUGGGUGGAUAGGCUAGGUGGGUGGAUAGGCUAGGAGGGUGGAUAGGCUAGGAGGGUGGAUAAGCUAGGUGGGUACUGGUUCUAUCCUAUCCUAUAUAGGUCCUAUAUAUCCUAUAUCCUAUCCUAUAUCCUAUCCUAUCCUAGAUAGUUCUAUCCUAUCCUAUCUAGCCUAUCCACCCACCUAGCUAGGUGGGUGGAUAGGCUAGGAGGGUGGAUAAGCUAGGUGGGUGGAUAGGCUAGGAGGGUGGAUAGGCUAGGAGGGUGGAUAAGCUAGGUGGGUGGAUAGGCUAGGAGGGUGGAUAGGCUAGGAGGGUGGAUAGGCUAGGUGGGUGGAUAGGCUAGGAGGGUGGAGCAAAAUAUAAAUGAGCUAGGAGCAAAUAUAAAUAUAUAUGUAUAUUCAUGCAUAUAUACAAUACAUAGCCAGUAUUGACUCCCGGUAGGGUACGAGACCAUGUUCUUGGUAACACCAUCUGUAUAUAAAGUAUGCAUAUAUAUGAUGUAAAUACAGUAGCAAAACUACAAGGUAAUACAUCAUCCUGAGGGUGUAGUGCUCUGACUCUCGUAAGUGAGAAAUAGAAAUGAUAAAGCAGUUCUUGUACUUAAGCUACACAAAGUACUUUAAUUUUGUUUUGAUGCUCUAUAUCUGACUUACAUUUAUGAUUGUAUGAGAUUACAGUACCAUGAUCAGGUCCCAAGUUCUUAAUUGUCUGUGUGUACACUUUACAGUGUUGAUUACAUCCUAGUGUUGUUUAUAUCCUAUAGUGUUUACAUCCUACAGGGUUUUUUACAUGCUACAAAGCACUGAUGUCCUAUCACUGUUGCCUAUAUUGAGGCAUAAGGGCUAAUAUUACCUCUACUUUGAUUUACACAUACUGUGUUUAAAGUACUGCACAGAAUCACCUUAUUGCUUUCACUCAUUUCCUCUAGUGGCUGACUGAGGGCUUGGAAUGUUUUGUUGCGGCUACAGAAUUUUAACAUGGUUUGCUUAGCUGCGCAGUUCACAGCAGUGAACAGUGCAUGAUAGUAGUCACAAGACCCUCCCUCUCCAGCUAAUCUGACCUCAGACAUGAACUUUGCAUUUUUCUAGUCAAAUUCAGUUUACAACAGACACAAAUGUGUUAGUUUGAGAUCAGCAGUGAAGAAAUUUUACUGAAUUUAAGGACAUGUUCCCUUAAGAAUACUGUACAAAAAUGGCCGAGUUAUUGGGACAAUUCACUAUGAUGACCAAACCACAAGUCGGAAGAUGGAGAAGCGACGACAUUUUAGUCCAUCCUGGACCAUUAUAAAGUCACGAGAUCACAUGAUUUAAUAAUGGUCCAUGACAGACUGAAACGUCGUCGCUGCUCCAUCUUUCGAGUUGUGGUUUGGUUGUCACUUCUUCAGCCACGUUAUUGUGACUCGUCGUCUGCACAAUUCACCUUCGUUCAGCAGUUAAAAUUUAAUGCAUUAUGAUUUGUAUACAAUGCUGCUUUUAAGGCAUUAAUAUUUAUUGCCAUAUUAACAAAAAUUAUUUCAAUUAUGUUCAUUGCUUUUGAUGCGAUUUUACAUGCUGUAAAUCCAUUAAAAUACUUGUAAAUCAGAUGUUGGCAAAUCAGCAUGACACUCAUAGGAAGCAUUGCAACAUGUACACAAAACUUUUAAAUACUAAAUAUGGCAUUUAAUUACACAAAGAGGAAAAUGUAUACUGGUUGCAGCAUAAUAGAAAAAAAAAAUCUAAAAAUGUAGCUAGUUUGAUAGCUUGAAUCUAGUCGUUUCCAUUACACAUGUUUAUUGUUUGUAAUUAUUUGUUUUUUCAACCUACAUGAUGGCAGUGUUGUAUACACUGUUAUAACACCAAAUAUAUUUGUUUCUAUGUUCAUGAACUGCAUUAUUAAAAUGUCAUCUUUAUCUUUAUAUUCUACUGAGUUUGCCAAGAGCAAAUUGUUUAAUGCUGUGUUAUAUGUAUUGGUUUUUAGUGUUGUAUGGGAUAGUGUUUUCUAGCAUUGACGGAAUAGUGUUUUCUAGUGCUGAUGGGAUAGUGUUUUCUAGCACUGCAUGGGUAUAGUGUGUCCAGAGCCGCAUGGGCAAAGCGAGUGUGUAAUGUUGUGACAAACAUCCCGGUGAGCACAAUAUCAGAGAAUGUUAUUUCAAAGUGGAAAUCAACAUUGAUAAUGUUGACUGAAUUAAUGUUACUCUUGGCUAAUGUACCUACAGGGAUAUGACACGUACAACACUAACGUGAACAUUAUUUUUUUUCAAUUGCUAGAAGUUGGGCAUUACAAUUUUAAAUUGUUGAAACUACAAUAUUUGUAGUGUUAAGUAAUUAAAUAAUUAUCUAGAGAAUUUACUAAGCCUGAGACUAUUUAACACACUUUGCAGUGUUACGAACACACUUUUGUGAGUAUAAAGUUUGCAGUGAUUGUUUUGCUGAAAGUCAAGUGAUGAUGACUCCUUAGAUUUUGUUUUUUCUUACAGCAAAAGUGUGUAACUUGAAAUCUGUUAAUCAAAAAUGCUGAAACAGGAUGGUUCAGAAAUAUUCCCGGUGCAGGUAUAUAUUUUGCCGCAAGUUAAAAAGCAAUCCUGGAUAAGAUUUUUGCUUAUCGAUGAACCCAUUAAACUGACUCGAGUAAAAUAAAUAAAUUAUACUAUAUGUACAGUAUAUUAUAUAAUUUAUCUGGUUAAUUUUCAAAUUUUUAAGUGUUUAAAUGCAUUUUUAUAUUUUGUACGUAUAGAAAUGCAGCCCUAACAUUUUGUUUGCUCAAGAAAUGUAUGGUUUGUAAAAUAUUGCAAUUGUUUGCACUUGAAUUCCUAGCUAUUUAUAUUUUAGUAUACACAAGUUUACACGUUCAGCAAUAUGUUUCGUCCAAACAAAUUUUUAAUUUUCUUUUAUAAUUUGCAUUAUCAUUUAUUUACUAUUCAUUGCUAACGAAUAAGAUUAUUUAUCUAAAAGAUGUCAAAUCUUUUUAAAAAUCAAAAAUUUUGAAAUUGUAUUGAUUUUUUUUUUUACCCAGCAUCUGGAUUAAUUCAUUCUGGAAAAGAGGUUUCAGGAUAUUUGCCUAUUUUUGGAUAUUUAUUGCUACUUUUGUUGGGCAUUUUCUUGUAUGCAAGGAUAAAACACAUCUUGCAUGUCUUUAAAUACAACUAAUAAACAGUAUAAACAAAUGUUGUUGAUAUACUGUAAUAAAAAUAUGAUUAG